Periophthalmus magnuspinnatus is the source of this 7131-nucleotide messenger RNA. RefSeq names its product zinc finger SWIM domain-containing protein 6-like. Gene Ontology annotation, cellular component: Cul2-RING ubiquitin ligase complex. Gene Ontology annotation, molecular function: zinc ion binding. NCBI's taxonomy places the organism in Eukaryota, Metazoa, Chordata, Actinopteri, Gobiiformes, Gobiidae. The record is from RefSeq and is a predicted model, not a curated record.
GAUUGCCCUUUUCUCUUCCUUAUCCCGUUUAUAUGAUCGGAGAGGAACUGCGCUUCAGCUUGAAGCGGUGCGAACAUGGCCGAGCGAGUGCAGCCCCCAGCCAAGCGGCUCUGCUGCCGGCCCGGCUACAACCCGGCGUGCAGACAGGGCCAGCGGGCUGGAGGUAUCCUGUGUGGCGGCUCGGGCUCCGCUCCGGGAAGCUCGGGCAACGGGAAAACGCACAACCCUGAGUCGCUGCUCGAUAUCGCGGCGCGCAGAGUGGCGGAGAAGUGGCCGUUCCAAAGGGUGGAGGAGCGGUUCGAGAGGAUCCCGGAACCCGUCCAGCGGAGAAUCGUAUACUGGUCAUUCCCGAGAAGUGAGAAGGAGAUCUGUAUGUACUCGUCCUUUAACGCGGGAGCGGAGGAAAGUGGAACUAGCGGGGACAAUACUGACGAGAGCCAGCUACCUUUCCUCCGGGGUGUCACUCUUCUGGAGGGCGGCUGGGUGGACAACGUUCUGCAAGUCGGCUUCCAUCUUAGCGGCACCGUGACAGACCCAGCCACCUCCUCAUCACCGGAGCUCGUGUGCAGCGUUAGCGUUAGCUUUGACCGCUGCAAAAUCACCGCGGUAACAUGCACGUGUGGCAACAAGGACAUUUUCUACUGCGCCCAUGUGGUGGCGCUGUCGCUUUACAGGGUACGGAAGCCCGAGCAGGUCAAACUGCACCUGCCCAUCUCAGAGACCCUGUUCCAGAUGAGCCGGGACCAGCUACAGAAGUUUGUGCAGUAUUUGAUCUCAGUCCAUCACACUGAAGUCCUGCCAACCGCCCAAAAACUGGCAGACGAAAUCCUCUCACAGAACUCAGAGAUCAACCAGGUCCAUGGGGCUCCAGACCCCACAGCGGGGGCCAGCGUGGACGAUGAGAACUGUUGGCACUUGGAUGAAGAACAGGUCCAGGAGCAGGUGAAGCUGUUUCUGUCGCAGGGCGGGUACCAUGGCUCAGGCAAACAGCUCAACCUCCUCUUCAGCAAGGUGAGGGAGAUGCUGAAGAUGAGAGACUCAAACGGAGCACGGAUGUUAACACUGAUCACAGAGCAGUUCAUGGCCGACCCCAGACUGGCCCUAUGGAGGCAGCAGGGCACCAGCAUGACUGACAAGUACAGGCAACUGUGGGACGAGCUCGGCGCCCUGUGGAUGUGCAUCGUCCUAAACCCUCACUGUAAACAAGAGCAGAAGAGCUCGUGGCUCCGGCAGCUGCGCAGAUGGAACAGCGUGGACGUGUGCCCCUGGGAGGACGGUAACCAUGGCAAUGAUCUGCCCAACCUCACCCACUCACUGCCUCAGGGCGCCCAUGGCAACCAAGAGAUGCGCUCCCAUCGGACUGUAUUCACUCGGGCCAUCGAAGCCUGCGACCUUCACUGGCAGGAUCGCCAUCUCCAGCACAUCAUCGCCAGCGACCUGUAUGCCAACUACUGUUACCAUGACAACCAGGAGGGCUCGCUGUUCGACGCCCGCGGCUGGCCUCUGUGGCACGAGCAUGUACCCACGGCCUGUGCUCGAGUGGAUGCCCUGCGUUCCCACGGUUACCCCCGGGAGGCGCUGCGUCUCGCCAUCGCUGUCGUCAACACUCUGCGGAGACAACAACAGAGGCAGCUCGACCAUUUUCGCCGACACAAAAAAGAGCUGCUUCAAAAGGGACACACUUCGAUCACCAACAUGGAGGGCUGGGUGGGCCACCCGCUGGACCCCAUUGGGACCCUGUUCAGCACCCUCACUGAGUCGGGGCGAGGGGGAGAGGAGGGCGCUACCACCUGCUUAGACCUGUCAGACUGUUCCAGUGUUGUGAGCAGGGCGGAGCUUCAGCGGUUGCCCGUGCAGCGGUUACUAGGAGACGGCGAGUCAUACGUAGCCUUGGCAGUGGAGACGGCUCUGAUUGGCUUAGGGCAGCAGAGGGUGAUGCCUGAUGGGCUGUAUGCCCAGGAGAAGGUGUGUCGCAACGAGGAGCAGCUAUUGGCCAAGCUACAGGAAGUGGAACUGGACGAUGCCCUGGUCAAGAUCUUCCGAAAACAAGCCGUCUUUCUACUGGAGGCCGGGCCGUACUCUGGUCUGGGGGAGGUGGUCCAUAGAGAGAGCGUUCCCAUGCACACAUUCGCUCGUUACCUGUUCACUUCGCUCUUACCUCAUGACGCCGAGCUCGCCUACAAGCUGUCGCUUAGAGCCAUGAGGUUGCCAGUGCUGGAGUCCUCGGCCUCAUCUGCAGACCUGUCGCGGCCUCACCACAUUGUCUCCGUGGUGCCAAACCGAUACCCGCGCUGGUUCACUCUCAGUCACAUAGAGUCUCAGCAAUGUGAGCUGGCCUCCACCAUGCUCACAGCAGCCAAAGGUGACAGUCGCAGGCUUGAAACAGUCCUGGAGUCCAUCCAGAAGAACAUCCAUUCCUCGUCUCACAUUUUCAAACUGGCCCAAGACGCGUUCAAGAUUGCCACUCUGAUGGACAGCCUGCCUGACAUCACACUCCUCAAGGUGUCUCUGGAGCUGGGGCUGCAGGUGAUGAGAAUAACUCUGUCCACAUUGAACUGGAGGAGGAGAGAGAUGGUGCGCUGGUUAGUGACAUGUGCCACAGAAGUCGGUGUGUAUGCUCUGGACAGCAUCAUGCAGAGCUGGUUCACUCUCUUCACUCCAACAGAGGCCACCAGUAUCGUGGCCACUACUGUUAUGUCCAACAGUACCAUCGUGCGGCUGCACCUAGACUGCCACCAGCAGGAGAAUCUCGCCUCCUCCGCCCGAACCCUCGCCCUGCAGUGUGCCAUGAAGGACCCACAGAACUGCGCCCUCUCCGCCCUCACGCUCUGUGAAAAGGACCACAUUGCCUUCGAGACAGCCUAUCAGAUUGUACUGGACGCUGCGGCCACCGGGAUGAGCUACACACAACUGUUCACCAUUGCUCGCUACAUGGAGCACCGUGGGUACCCCAUGAGAGCCUACAAGCUAGCUACGUUAGCUAUGGCGCACCUCAACCUCAGUUACAACCAGGACACCCACCCAGCCAUCAACGACGUGCUGUGGGCAUGUGCACUCAGUCACUCGCUUGGCAAAAAUGAGCUGGCCGCUGUCAUCCCCCUGGUGGUCAAGAGCGUGAAGUGCGCCACCGUGCUGUCGGACAUUUUGCGGCGGUGCACGCUGACCACUCCGGGGAUGGUGUCGGCUCUGCACAGCCGCAGGAACUCUGGGAAGCUCAUGUCCCUGGACAAAGCUCCACUCAGGCAGCUGCUUGACGCAACUAUCGGAGCCUACAUCAACACGACACACUCGCGCCUCACGCACAUCAGCCCCAGACACUACAGCGAGUUCAUCGAGUUCUUAGGGAAAGCCCGCGAGACCUUUAUGAUGGCUCAUGACGGACACAUCCAGUUCACACAGUUCAUAGACAACCUUAAACAGAUCUACAAGGGCAAAAAGAAACUGAUGAUGCUGGUGAGAGAGAGGUUUGGCUGAGGGCGAGCGAGGGGCGCAUGCCCCUCUCUCUGUAGGACUUUUAUAUUCACCUGCCUUUUGAACUAAGAGAACAGAGGGAUCAGUGAACAGAGGGAUGAACAGAGGGAUGUGACUUGUAGAAUGACGCAAAAAGAAAAGAAGACAAAAAAACCAGAGCCACCUGCGGUAUUAUCGUUCUUGCUGUUGUUAUUGUUCUAAACAUUAUUAUUACUAUUAUUAUUAUUAAUAAUAAUAUUACUACUACGUGUACAGAAGUGUUUUUAUUUUCAGAAGAGAGGAAAUUUGUCACGUUGUGAAUGUGUGUGUGAGGAACACAAAGUGAAAUGGCUUUUUUUAAACUUUAGGUUCUUUUGUUUGUUUUUUUAUUUGAUCUUUUUCCCUUUUGUGUGUUUUGAGUUAAAUGUGUCCAGUGGCUGAAGCCCCGUCUACAGAAGCGCUCACGAAAGAAAAAGAAACAAGUACAAAACUGUCUCGGCUUCCUCAAAGAGAAACUAAGGCUUUAAACCACACAGCACCUCCCUCUGCCUGGCCUGGGUCAGUCCGGGUCAGUCCGGGUCAGUCCGGGUCGGCGUGGGUCAGACCGGGUCGGUCCGGGUCAGACCGGAACAGCCCAGGUCAGACCAGGUCAGACUGGUUCAGCACUGACAGAAAGCAUAGGACUCCACAGUUGCAUCGGCAGCACUUAUACGUUUCUCUGGUCCCAGACAUUAACUUUAUCACAACAAUGCUCUUAGCAAACUCAUGUUGUUGUUGGAUUGAUCCCACUCUACUUUGAGACAGAAGCAUACAGUACACAGUGUACAGUACUCAGUAUAGAGUAGUAUUACACACCUGGUGUCAUGCAGUUAUAUAAUGGCCAAAUUAAACACACACAUGUGAUUCAGAAGAGGACAAAGGACUACCUCAUACUAUGGUAUUAAAUCCUCCAUUUUGUUUCAUGAUUUGGCUGUGAGAGUGACAAUGUUGACAGUGUUACAUGGGACAUACUAACGACAUCACUGCCAUAAACCAGAGGACAGAGGUGUGAAAACACCAGAGAAAACACAUUAUACAAAACUAUAUGGAGAAUCUAUGUCUUAGUCUAUAAAAGUCUAAUCUGUGCACAGAUCUGGGGAUUUGCAACAGGCCAGUUCCUGCCAUCACAGUUAGCAUGAAUGCUAACAUGCUGCUAGCUUUGAAGGUCUCGCGGCGCUUGAAGAUUCUGAUUCUGUUUGUGCCAGAAUAGCAUUCAUCAUCGGCCUGUCUGUGUGUGCCCCCUGACUUUUCUCUCACACACUGCAGUUUAAUAUUUUUUUAUCUGUGAUCAGGGCCCGGGCUACAACGCUGCGGUACUCCACUUCACCACUGGCCUCAUCACGAGCUGCACAUUUGUCCUGUUUCUCUGAAGUCGUUCCCUUUUUGCAUGUGAAGCAUUAGAGACUAGGCUUUCUACUGUUAUAGUUCAUUGUGUGGAACCAGAAUGUUCUCAGGGAUUUCUCUACACAGGAAUUAAAAAUGGCAGAACAAAUGAAUUACAAACUUGGAGAAAAAGACUAAAACGCAAGACAACAUGAGCGAGCAUUUAAUGUAGUGUGUAAAUAUGCCAUAGUAUAUGUCUGACAAUGGAGGAUCUGAAAGUAUAUGUUAACUAAUUUAUACAGAGUAUUCUAUGUAUGUGAAAUACUUGAAGCCACUGUACUUGGUCUGUCGCGCAUUUGUUUUCUUCUUUUGUCUCAUUUUAUUUCUCAUUUAAAGGUGAACCGUGGAACUUUUCUGGUUGUGAAUCCUCCUGCGUAGAGAGGGUACUGCUUUGCCUGGAAUGAUCCACAGUAUGGCAUUAAGGUUAUCCAUCUCCUAGUUACAGGUCACAUCUGUGGAGUGGCAAAUCCACUCACAAUAGAAAGCAUAGACUGUAUAUAUAAAUGGACAUUGCUAACCUGCUAGCUGCCGCAUUCCAAAUAGGAAGUGAUCAUGGGCGCACUUCCAGCUCCAUUGACUCUGGCUUCAAUUCACUUGCUAUUAUGGCAUCUCUCUCCGUAACUGCUGCUGUCAGGCUCGUCAUUUUGGUCUUAAAAUGUUCAUAUUAACCCACUCUGCAUGAUCCUGCGUUUUUAAUUUCACUAUUAAGUCCGUAAAUCAAGAUAUGAAAAUGAAUAAUAGACAAAUCAGGUGCCUUCUUUCCUUGAGGUCGCUUCCGUUAAUGUUAGCAACAGAUUUAAUUGACAGCGUUGCUAAGCACCCGCUCCCUGCUAAACCAGUAGUGCAGGUGGUAAGGAGCAUUGCCUUCAACAGCCUCGCUCUGGUUUGGCUCUUUGGUUGGCAUGAUAAUCGCAGUCAGAAUUCCAAAUAUGGAACUGGGCUCCAAAUUGGCCCCUAUAACUGUUAGCCUCGAUGAGCUUCAUUUGACUGAACGCUGAACGGAACACCAAAUGCUAUGGGUGAUGUCACACUCAGUCCAGUUGUUUAUACAGUCUAUGGUAGAAAUGCAUUUUGUUCCAAGGUAUUUUUGAGCAAUAUAUAUACACCAGUUAAUAAAUAAAAGCAAGGUAUAUACGCUUAAUGCAAUACUGUGGAACAUUCAGUGCAGUGACAUCUCCAUGGAGACAAGCAGGUGGCAGAAAAGUUACACAGUGCAACUUUAAAACAACAUAUCAAAAGGACAAGUUGAUGGCUCUCUAUGGCCAAUAUUUCAAUCGAGAGAUACUGGAUUUACUUUCAAAUUUAUGAAAAAAAUGUGACUCACUACUGAAGUUGGACAAAUAUAGGCCUUUAACGUCCUCAUGGGUAUUUAAAUAUGCAUGUCUGAUUAUUAAGGAUUUAAUCUGCCAAAUCGUGAGUGUAAGUGAAGUCUAAUGCUAAAAUACUGUAACUUUUAACCGCAGGAACAACAAACCAACAAACCCGAUCCCGCAAAUCUCAUGACCCUGUCCAGAUCUCAUGACAUUGUCCAGAUCUCAUGACGCUGUCCAGUGUUUCGUAACACUGUCCAGAUCUCAUGACCAUGUAGAUCUCAAGACCCUGUCCAGAUCUCAUGACCCUGUAGAUCUCAAGACCCUGUCCAGAUCUCAUGACCUUGUCCAGUGUCCCGUGACCCUUUCCAGAUCUCGUGACCCUGUCCAGAUCUUAAGAUGCUGUCCAGUGUCUCGAGACCCUGUCCAUUGUCUCGUGACCCUGGCCAGAUGACCCUGUCCAGUGUCUCGUCCCGUUCUUGCCUUUACAGCCGCUCUUGUUUUUGUUCUCGUCUUGGUUGUUCUGUUUCUGAGAUGGUAGCAGCCUUUUCUCUUGCCUUGUCUUAACGCUUUAAUGUAACCAAACAGGAGAUCUAACCUAACAACCAAACGCGUGGAGGAGAUGAGAGCGACCCCUGGUGGUCUCAGCUUUAGUGUCCUUAAUUAGUAAAGUGAAUGGCUGUGUCUUUAACGAAACAACUCUGUGUGUUUGGUGAAAUGUCCAGUGUCUCCUCAGAUUUCCUCUUUCUAGCUGUUCCUUUCUGUUCGUGUAGGAAUCUUCUUUUAUUUAUUACAAGGACCCAUGUAAACAUGCUUAUGAAAUUCAGAUUUGAUACACGAUUUAUUUAUGUAACUAAAUCACUGUUUUAUAAUCUUGUUAAUGAGUCAAUAAUUGAUUUUUUUUGUUUUGUUUUUGUUUAAAUAAAACUUAGUUUUUUUGAAAUGUAAA